AUGUGGAAUAAGCCAUCAGUUUUAGGCUUCAUUCCUUACAGUACUUUAGUUUCAGCUUCCGAAUCAUCAUCAUCAUCCAGUGUAGAUCUACGUGUACUUACCUUAAAUGUAUGGUGUCUACCACAACCAUGGCCACUUGGCAGUAAGGAUCGCAAGUAUCGUUUGAAAAAACUCGCUGAAGCGAUACUAAAGGAGAAUUAUGACAUUGUAGGACUACAAGAGGUGUGGAGCGUCACCGACUACGCAGACCUUAUUGAACGACUAUCGAGUUCUUUUCGCUUUCAUCACUAUUUCCAUUCCGGGUUCACGGGCAGUGGCGUUUGUGUAUUUAGUCGUCAUUCAAUCGUCUCAACACUCACACAUAGUGUAUGUGACCUGCUUAGUUUCAGGUAUUCACUUAAUGGGUUUGCGCAUCACAUUCAUCGCGGUGACUGGUUCGGUGGAAAAGUUGUUGGUUUGGUGGAGGUUGAAGUUGGAGGGAUCCGAGUAAACUUUUACUGCACACAUCUUCAUGCUGAGUAUAACAGGGAAAACGACCUUUAUCUUCCACAUAGGGUGGCUCAGUCAUUCGAAUUAAGUCAGUUCGUUCGUCAUACUGCACAUGGAGCUGAUGUCGUUAUAAUAACCGGAGACUUCAACAUGGAGCCCCAAGAUUUGGGGCUUAGACUCAUUCUUUCACAACUGCGCCUCCUAGAUGCGUGGCGAAUUGCUCAUCCUGUUUCGCCUCGCCUUGAACCUAAUGUUUCCUCUAGUCAUUGGCGCGGAGUAGAGAAUGGUGGAACGUGUGAUCGUCCUGACAACUGUUACUCUUUAAAAAAAUUUAAACAAAAAGAUGACAGCAAGCGUAUUGAUUAUAUUCUGUUCAGGAACGGUAGAAUGUCUGUUUCUUUAGAGUUGUGCGAUGUCGUAAUGAAUAAGAUUGCGAACGAAGAGCUGAACUACUCAGACCAUGUUGGCUUACAUGCACAUUUUAGGAUUAGAAAUAAAGAACGUCAGCAAUCAUGUGAAUGGGAACCAAACAGGCCGUUGCUCAUCGAAGCCAUCGGCAUUGUAUCGGGUGGACAACGAAGGGCACGUUCCGAUCGCACUUGGUUCAUGUGUGGAUCCGCAGUACUAUUUGUAAUAGUGAUCGCCUCAUUAUUUUUGGGCGAUGUUGUUUCAGACUACUCCGUGGCUUUUUCGGUAUUCAGAAUCAUUUUGACACUUGUGAUUGCUUUUUGUAUAUGGCAUGGACUAAUAGGACUAACAUUGGAGAGAAAAGCACUGAAAGCUGCCAAACAAUCUAUGCAACAGUUACUUAAUGACUAG
This is a messenger RNA of Angiostrongylus costaricensis, 1308 nucleotides long. NCBI's taxonomy places the organism in Eukaryota, Metazoa, Nematoda, Chromadorea, Rhabditida, Metastrongylidae. The record is from the annotation of a GenBank genome assembly.